Messenger RNA from Oncorhynchus tshawytscha (Chinook salmon), 2816 nucleotides. Its product is annotated as tetratricopeptide repeat protein 39C. The coding region runs from base 359 to 2137 and encodes 592 amino acids. Gene Ontology annotation, molecular function: protein binding. The transcript is spliced from 15 exons. Lineage: Eukaryota; Metazoa; Chordata; Actinopteri; Salmoniformes; Salmonidae. The record is from RefSeq and is a predicted model, not a curated record. Gene Ontology annotation, biological process: otolith morphogenesis; cilium assembly.
AUUUCCAUUUCCUCUAUUAUUUGGGAACGCACCCCAACACAGAGCGGAAGACAGACAACGCUGAAGAAAACAAUGUAAACCAAUGAUAUUCUUGGAGCUACCUCAAGCACAUUUGAUGAAAUUAAACUAUAAUUUAUGAUAAGACCAUGCGAUAGUGUCAAUUGUUAGUUCGAAGUGGGCGGUGAGCUACUGUAGAAGCCCACUGUAGCGGCAGCGAGACGAGGUGCAUCGCCUCUCGACCAGUCUAGACUGCCGCUGUCGCUUCCGUUUCUCCGGUGUGUUGUGGUUCGAAAGGCGAAGCGCGCUGCAUCGGAACUUGGUUAACUCUUCUUGAGACUUAACAUACGGGUUGUGAUCGAUGGCGGACCCAGAACCAUCACAACAACAUGAGACGGAACAGAUUGACGAUGCAGAGUUGGCAUUUAAAGGAAUAAACAUGCUGCUCAACAACGGAUUCAAGGAGAGCGAUGAACUUUUCAGAAAAUACAGGACCCACAGUCCACUGAUGAGUUUCGGAGCCAGUUUUGUCAGCUUCCUGACAAUUGGAUUCUAUUGGAGUGAAGAACAGGAAGAGAAUGCCAUGAUGACGUUUGAGGAGGAGAAGAUGCAGACAGCCUUUGAUGACCUCCGAGCCACGGAGAGACUUUGUGAGCGAGACAAUGCCGGGGUCAUCGAGACGAUCAAAAACAAGAUCAGGAGGAGUGGCCCCCAGAGGUCAGGGGUGGCUAUAGUAGACCGCCUCCAGAGACAGAUCCUUGUGGCAGACUGCCAGGUGUACCUCGCUGUCCUCUCCUUCAUCAAACAGGAACUGUCAGCAUACAUCAGAGGAGGCUGGAUCCUCCGCAAAGCCUGGAAGAUGUACAACAAGUGUCACAGCGAUAUCAGCCAGCUGCAGGAUUGCAGCAAGAGGAGGUCCUCCGACCAGCAGGUGUCUCCCUCUCCAUCCACUGACCAGGCCAACCACGGCGCGGCCAAGCUCCCAACCCAGAGGACCAACGGGGUGAGCCCGGAGGCCCUAGCCCGACUUAAGGGCUCGGUCAGUUUUGGCUACGGCCUGUUCCACCUGUGCAUCUCCAUGAUACCGCCGCACCUGCUGAAGAUCGUCAACCUUCUGGGUUUCCCCGGCGACCGUCACCAGGGGCUGUCCGCCCUUGCGUAUGCCAGUGAAAGUAAGGACAUGAAGGCCCCCUUAGCUACGUUGGCCCUCUUGUGGUACCAUACGGUAGUGCAACCCUUUUUUACCCUGGACGGCUCAGACACACAGGCCGGUCUGAUGGAGGCGAAGGCUAUCCUCCAGAGAAAGGAGCCCGUAUACCCUAACUCCUCCCUCUUCAUAUUCUUCAAGGGCAGGGUGCAGCGUCUGGAGUGCCAGAUCAACAGUGCAGUGACGUCCUUCCAAAAUGCCUUAGAGCUGGCUACAGACCAGAGGGAGAUCCAGCAUGUUUGUUUGUAUGAAAUAGGCUGGUGCAGUAUGAUGGAGCUGAAGUGCGGUGACGCCUACAAGGCCUUUCAGCGUCUGGCGACCGAGUCACGCUGGUCCCAGUGUUACUACACCUACCUAACUGGAGUGUGCCAGGGAGCGUCAGGAGAUCUGGAGGGAGCGGCCGCUGUCUUCAAGGACGUACACAAGCUUCUGAAACGGAACAACAAUCAGAUAGAACAGUUCUCUAUGCAGAGGGCGGAGAGGCUCAGCAAACACGCCCCAUCCAGAGAGCUGUGUAUCCUGGCUGUGAUCGAGGUGCUCUACCUGUGGAAGGCCCUGCCUAACUGCUCCACCGCUAAGCUGCAGACCAUGAGCCAAGUUCUGCAGGAACUAGAUGACCUCUCAUUUGCUGGCCUGAAAAACCUGCUCCUUGGUGACAUACACAGAUGUCUCGGCAACAUGAACGACUCCAUUCAGUGCUUCCAUCUGGCUGCCAGAGAUGAGAUGGGCCAUCAAAACAACUCCUAUGUGCAGCCCUACUCCAUCUACGAGUUAGGCUGCGUCUUACUGGACAGCCCUGAGUCUGAAGCGAAGGGCAGAGCUCUGAUGCUCCAGGCCAAGGAGAACUAUGCUGGCUAUGACUUUGAGAACAGGCUCCAUGUGCGCAUUCAUUCAGCUCUGGCUUCCAUGAGAGAGGAGGUGACCCCACCCUGACCGCACCCUUUCUCUACCAUACAUCCACCCUAGCUUGUGUUGGGGGUAGGAGGAGCAGGAAACGGGUCCCUUUAGAGAAGCCAUCUUGACCUCCACAGCACUGUGAUGGUUCACUGCAUUGUGUUUUUCAGUAGACUUGUGUUUUUAUAAUGAAUGUGCCAUCAAGUUUGCAAUGUAUAGUUUACAGUAAGAGUUUCCUGGAGCGAUAAUGCAGGAAUAGUUAAGACUACUGGAGUGUAUUAGUGUGUUUUCAACCAGAUCAAAUAUGUACAGUAGUUGCAGCUGGGAGUUAAAUGCAACUUUUUACCAGGGAAACGUGUCUUUUUGGGGGAAAAUCUAUUUAAAUUGUACAAUCACAUCUUUAUUCUUUCCCAUGUGUUGGGAAAAGGUUCAGAUACAGAACUGGGUAUGCCAUUGGGUAAGCCACACUCAUUAUAAAUUAAGCCGUGCCUAGGUUGCUGCCAGAUUAUGACCUGAAUGUCCAAAGUCCUGUUGCUGUUACAGUAGUAGACCAUUUGAAUGCACAAAUCCUAUGCUACUACUCAUCACGUGGCCUUGUGGCACUGUAAAUUGGGGAGAUUUUUUUAAUUGUUUUAAAGUUAAUUUCCUGCAAUUCUACACAUUUUGCCAUGGGUUGCAGAGAACAUUCUGCAGUUUUAAAGGCCCAGUGCAGUCAACA